Messenger RNA from Stomoxys calcitrans (stable fly), 840 nucleotides. Its product is annotated as chymotrypsin-2. The transcript has 3 exons. Gene Ontology annotation, biological process: proteolysis. Bases 1 to 840 code for a protein of 279 amino acids. Gene Ontology annotation, molecular function: serine-type endopeptidase activity. The record is from RefSeq and is a predicted model, not a curated record. Lineage: Eukaryota; Metazoa; Arthropoda; Insecta; Diptera; Muscidae.
AUGUUUCUUAGACCAUGGCUUCUAUGCCUUUUGGCGGUGGGACUGUGUUCUCUAUGGCCAUGUACGGAAGGUGCUUUGGAUUUGGAAGCCUAUUUUGAGGCUUUGGACAAAGCCCCUGAAUCUCAGGAACGUGUGGUUGGAGGCUAUAGUGUUGGCAAUGAGGAGUAUAUUCCCUAUCAGAUCUCUCUGCAAUAUAACAAAGAUGGUGAUUACCGUCAUUUCUGUGGUGGUUCCAUAAUCUCUCCAAAUCGCAUUUUAACCGCUGCCCAUUGUGUGGAGGGCCAAAAAGCCGAUAAGUUGUCUAUUUUGGCCGGCAUUAAUGAUUUGGGUUCUAAGGAGGGUUCCCGCUCCCAGGUCACUGCUAUUGAUUAUCACUCGAAUUAUGUGCCGUUGAAAAGCAGUGAUAUAGCCAUUCUCAACAUAGAGCCUCCACUUGAGCUGGAUGGCCAACGUAUCGAUAAAAUUGAUGUCACUGGCUAUGAGGCGGUGGGAGGCAAACAAGCUGUCCUAUUGUCUGGCUGGGGUUCAGUACAUCAUUUUGGCAAUGGCAUAUUGGCGAAAUAUCCCAAACGAUUGCAGAAAUUGGAUUACACCACCAUCACUAAUGAAGAGUGUAAGAGGACUAUGGAGAAUUUAUCAGAUACGGAAAUAUGUGCAGUGGAACGUUUUGGCAAAGGAGCUUGUAAUGGUGAUUCUGGUGGUCCCCUGAUCAUGAGGCGUGAGGAUCAGUUGGUCCAAGUUGGCAUUGUAUCUUAUGGUACAGCAUUUUGUGCCUCCAGUGCCCCUGAUGUUUAUACCAGAGUUACCAUGUUCGAUGAUUGGAUUAAGGAACGGUUUUAA